ACAUAAAUAUAAGUAAAUCUCGUAAACAGUCCUAAUUAUAUUGUUUGAAAGGUAUCAGCAUAAUACUUUAGAAAGGAAAAGGCUCCGGCAGAUUUGAAUCGAUCGUCGCGACUCAACCGGAAAUCCGGCGACUCCAUAGUCCACACACGUUGUCUCUAGCACAGGGGAAUAGAGAUCGUCGCAGCGUUUCUUUCUUUUCUGAACAGGCGCAGUCCUAGAGAACUCGCAAAAGGAGUAAAAGGCUCCUACAUAACCUGUCAAUAUCAAUAUAUUGUAUGAGUCAGAAGGUAGAAAAACCAGUAUUAUCGGGUCAACGGAUCAAGACCAGAAAAAGAGAUGAGAAAGAGAAGUACGAUCCGAACGGCUUCCGCGACGCGCUCGUGCAAGGUCUGGAGCGCGCCGGCGGUGACCUCGACGCGGCGUACAAGUUCUUAGACGCGGCUGGCUCGAAACUCGACUAUCGGCGCUAUGGCGAAGUCAUAUUCGACGUGCUCAUCGCCGGGGGGCUUCUGCUCCCCGGCGGUUCGGUGUCGAUGGACGGCGAAUCCCCGAAGACUAACACCUGCAUCUUCACCGCAAACGAAGACAUGGAUACCAUGCGAAACUUUGAACAGGUAUUUGUGAAGCUCAUGAGACGUUACAAAUACUUGGAAAAGAUGUUUGAGGAGGAGAUGAAAAAGGUGCUGGUGUACCUCAAGGGUUUCGAGCCACUGCAGCGCAUCAAGCUUGCUCGUAUGACUGCACUAUGGAUCGGCAAUGGUUGCGUGCCACCGUCGGUCCUGUUGGUGUUGGUGAACGAGCACUUGCUGAAGGACAACCUGGCGCUGGACUUCGUGCUGGAGGUGUUCGCCACCGUGAAGGCGGAGCGAGGGGUCACAUCCCUCGUCACCGCACUCAAACGGGGGCAGCUUGAAGGCAGACUGUUGGAGUUCCUGCCGCUGAACCGUCGCAGCGAGGACGUGCUGGCCGCGUCGUUCGCGUCGCGCGGUCUCGGCGAGCUACUCCGCCUGCAUCGCGCGCAAGCCUCGCAGGAAGCUCGCCGCGAGCUGACGCAGGCGCUGCUGGACGAGCUGGCCGAAGACAAGCCCGUGCGGGACCUCAUAUCGGACCUGCGCGACAUGGCGCACAAACACUCCAUUCCUGAACACGAGGUCGUCGCUAUUAUUUGGCAAUGUGUGAUGUCGCGAGGCGAGUGGAACAAGAAGGAGGAGUUGCUGGCGGAGCAGGCCGCCAAACACUUGCGUCACUACACUCCACUGCUGGCUGCCUUCGCGCAGUCCGCUAAAGCUGAAAUCGCGUUAUUGACUAAGGUGCAGGAGUACUGUUACGAGAACAUGAACUUCAUGCGAGCGUUCAGCAAGCUGGUGGUGAUGCUGUACAAGACCAACGUGCUGUCCGAGGAGGUGAUCCUCAAGUGGUACCGCGAGCCCAACUCCAGCAAGGGCAAGAUGAUGUUCCUCGACCAGAUGAAGAAGUUCGUCGAGUGGCUACAGAGCGCCGAAGAAGAGUCCGAGAGUGGCGAAGAAGAAGAUUAGAUUAAGAGCAGCGAGUGAGACUGACAACACAAGGCGCCGUCCCACCAUUGAAGCAUAAUCACAGCCCGCGCACCCAGUCCGACUGCCCGACCGACCGACCGACCGACAGCCCGACACAUCCGACGCACGGGGCGGCGCUCCAACCGACCGACAGCCCGGCCGUCGCACCUACCAAUAAUAAUGUACCAUAAUAUAAGUCAUAUUGUUAACACAGGGCGACCACACGGGACAAUGUUUUCUACAACUGUAUAUUAUUCAUUUCUAAAUAACAUGUUGAUGAAAUACCAUAUUUUUUAUUCAAUUUUUUUAGUAAAAUUCAAAUAAAUGGUGGAAACCAA
Spodoptera frugiperda (fall armyworm) is the source of this 1873-nucleotide messenger RNA. RefSeq names its product protein krasavietz (gene kra). Gene Ontology annotation, molecular function: protein binding. The coding region runs from base 276 to 1535 and encodes 419 amino acids. Gene Ontology annotation, cellular component: membrane; cytoplasm. The record is from RefSeq and is a predicted model, not a curated record. The transcript has 11 exons. Lineage: Eukaryota; Metazoa; Arthropoda; Insecta; Lepidoptera; Noctuidae.